Molecule: messenger RNA, 1950 nt
Organism: Cicer arietinum (chickpea)
Lineage: Eukaryota; Viridiplantae; Streptophyta; Magnoliopsida; Fabales; Fabaceae
Biological process (GO): mitochondrial respiratory chain complex I assembly
Cellular component (GO): mitochondrion
Molecular function (GO): protein-arginine omega-N symmetric methyltransferase activity
Source: RefSeq, a predicted model, not a curated record
GAAGAAAAAGAGACGAAGGGUCGCGGGCUAUAGAAUGAACUGCAAAUAUUAAUUACAGGUGUCAAAAUCAAGGGCUUUCGGUGAAGAGCGCAUCAAGGAAAGGAGCAGAAUGGGGCUUGAUGGAGACGCGUAGCAGGUUAUAAUUUUCUCAACUAAAAUGGCUUCCUCCACUUCCACACUCACUUCUAGACUCUUCUCCUAGUCCUCGACCUCGACGCUAAGACGUCGUUUGCCCCUCGUUGACGCGUUUUGCAUGCUUGCACUCCCUUGUAUUCUUCUGCUCUCAAAACGGCGUGCUUCUAUCUCUCUUACGAGUGAGACGAAGGCAAGAACUUAGUGCAGAGUGGAGAGGUUGCAUCAAAAUGUUGAGAAGAGUUGUUCACCAAUCUCGCAUAUUUCAUCGCUCCAUCGCAGCCGCAUCAUGCUAUUCAUCUUCUACCAUUUCCAUCGACCGUUCUUCCCUUUGUAACCCACCUGACCAUUCUCACAACCCCACUUCCGAUUCCGAACUCGUCAAACACCUCAAAGGAAUCAUCAAGUUUCGUGGAGGUCCUAUCUCAUUAGGUGAAUACAUGUCAGAAGUUUUAACAAAUCCUAAAGUUGGAUAUUACAUCAAUCGAGAUGUUUUUGGAGCUGAAGGUGAUUUUAUCACUUCUCCUGAAGUUAGCCAGAUGUUUGGUGAGAUGGUUGGUGUAUGGGUGAUGUGUUUGUGGGAGCAAAUGGGUCAACCCAAAAGAGUAAAUCUAAUUGAGCUGGGUCCUGGACGAGGAACUCUUAUGGCUGAUCUUCUUCGUGGUGCUUCAAAAUUUAAAAACUUCACUGAGUCUUUGCAUAUACACUUGGUGGAGUGUAGCCCUGCACUACAAAAGCUUCAGCACAAGAAUUUGAAAUGUGUUGAUGAAGAGAAUGCAGAUGAAAAUGCUGAUAAGCGAACUUUUAGCUCUUUGGUUGGCACCCGCACUCCUGUGUCGUGGCAUGCUGCAUUGGAGCAGGUUCCUUCAGGAUUACCGACAAUUAUCAUUGCACACGAGUUCUUUGAUGCUCUACCAGUCCAUCAAUUUCAGAAAGCAUCCCGUGGCUGGUGUGAGAAAAUGGUUGAUGUAGCCGAAGAUUCAUCGUUACAUUUUGUUCUAUCUCCACAUCCUACACCUGCGACUUUGUAUCUGUUGAAGAGAGUCAAGUGGGCUGCAACUGAGGAGAUUGCAAAACUCAAUCAAAUUGAAAUUUGCCCCAAAGCUAUGGAUUUGACCCAGACCAUUGUUGAAAGGAUAAGUUCUGAUGGUGGUGGAGCUCUAAUCAUAGACUAUGGCCUGGAUGAAGUAGUCUCAGAUAGUCUCCAGGCAAUACGGAAACACAAGUUUGUCCAUCUUCUGGAUGACCCUGGAUCUGCUGAUCUCAGUGCAUAUGUUGAUUUUGCUUCUAUCAGACAUUCCGCAGAGGAAGCUUCAGGAGAAGUGUCUGUCCAUGGACCAAUUACUCAAUCUCAAUUUCUUGGUGCCCUUGGAAUAAACUUUCGCGCUGAAUCCCUCCUUCAAAACUGCACAGAAGAGCAGGCUGAAUCGUUAAGGACCGGAUACUGGCGUCUCGUAGGUGACGGUGAAGCUCCGUUUUCGGAAGGAGGUGAUGAUAGUGCUCCAAUUGGUACGGGUACUCGCUAUAAGGCAAUGGCUAUAGUCAACAAGAACCAAGGUGUUCCAGUUCCUUUUUAGUAAAAGCCUAAUCAAUGCUAGCUGAACUCUCCCAAUACCAGAGUUGGGUUUUGGUGCAUGCAACAUUGUACAUUACUUUUUCCCCCCUUAUUAUUUAAUUAUUUUUUUAAAAAAUGUUAAUAAUUUCAAUAUUGCAUUGUAUUUAUUAAUCAAUAUAAGGAAAUACUUGUAGGCCCCUUUUCCAUACAAUAGAUUCAUUUGAAUACAAUAGAAGCAUGAAGUAAACUACAAAUCACAUGUA